Messenger RNA from Ambispora leptoticha, 132 nucleotides. NCBI's taxonomy places the organism in Eukaryota, Fungi, Glomeromycota, Glomeromycetes, Archaeosporales, Ambisporaceae. The record is from the annotation of a GenBank genome assembly.
AUGAACACCAGUAAUAACGAGCAUACGCAAAGAACUCGAGCAUACAUUUUCGACUUGGACAGCAUCCUAAGACCGACUGAAGAAGAGCAGCAUGCAAGUCAUGAUAAUCGUGGACAACCUGGGAUAAUAUGA